CAUAGGAAAGGCGCAUGGAGAUCGGCGAUUAGUCUACCGGCUUGAAGGGGGCGAGGCUUCCAGAGAAGCUGUGUUCGCCGGUGAAUUGUCCGCGCCACGUGAGAGAAGAGGAAUCGGCAGGGAAGCGGAGCGUGACGUCAGCAAGAUGCCCAGAAAACAAGAGCUGGAGGACGAGGAGGAGAAGGGGAAGGAGACAGAUAAAGUGGUGAAGAAAGGGAAAAAAGACAAAAAAGGAAAGAAAUCAUUCUUCGAGGAGCUGUCGGCAGAUAAUAAACAAGCUCAGGAGGAGGAAGCAGCAAAAGAAAGAGAAAAGGAACAGCAGCAGCAAGAGCAAAAGAAAAAAGAAAAGGAGAAGAAGAAAAAGAAUCGGAGUAAACAGAAAGGAGGGGGAAAUGAUGAUGAAGACCGGGAGAUCACCGAGAGGCUGAAGAAGCUGUCAGUACAGCCCAGCGAUGAGGAGGAUUCAGACCAUGCUCCUGCUCCAAGAAGAGGAAAAAACCUGAGUAAAAACAUCUUUGCCGCUCUUGGAGAUAAUGACAGCGAGGAGGAGAAUGAAGACGAGGAAGAAGAGCAGACGUCUAAAAAAGAUAAAGGCAAAAAAGUGAAGGUGGAAGAAGAGGAGAAAAAAACGAAUAAGAAAGGAAAGAAGAAUGAAAAAGCCAAACCGAAGCCCCCAAGUGAAGAUCUAGAAGAAAGUGAAGAAGAGGCGCCAAAAGAAAAGGCAAAAAGCAAAGUGAGUGUCUCUACCCUGGCAGAGUUAUUUCAUUGUCCUAGCAACAUAACUGUUAAAAAGAUCAAUUCUGUGGCUACUACAACUCUGAUUGGCUCACACUCAUUGCUACUCACUUAUGUUUCACAGGAAGAAGAGGAGAAAAAGCCAAAUAAGAAGGGAAAGAAAAAUGAAAAGGCCAAACCAAAGCCCCCAAGUGAAGAUCUAGAAGAAAGUGAAGAAGAGGUGCCAAAAGAAAAAUCUAAAGGCAAAAAACCUCCUCCUAAGGCUCCGGAAAAGGUUGAAAAAGUUGAGGAAGAAAAGAAGUCCAAAAAGGGCAACAAAAAGACAAAACCGACACCGAAUCCAAGUCGGUUUAGUGCUCUGGAUGAUGAUGAUGACGAUGCAGGCAGUGCUGGCUCACAGCAAGGGUCUGGGGAUGAGGAAGAUGCAGAAGAAAAGACACCAGCUGAUGAUCCUUUUGCCAAUCUAAGCAAGAAAGAGAAAAAGAAGAUAAAGAAGCAGAUGGAUUAUGAGAAGCAGGUGGCAUCAAUGAAAAAGGCAACAGCAGCAGAGAACGAUUUCUCAGUUUCACAAGCAGAACUGUCAUCACGCCAAGCCAUGCUAGAGAAUGCCUCCGACAUCAAGUUGGAGAAGUUCAGUAUCUCUGCCCAUGGAAAGGAGCUGUUUGUGAAUGCCGACUUGUUAGUAGUUGCUGGUCGGCGCUACGGCUUGGUGGGACCUAACGGCAAAGGAAAAACAACUCUGCUAAAACAUAUUGCCAACCGUGCCCUAAACAUUCCCCCCAAUAUUGACGUUCUUCUCUGUGAGCAAGAGGUUAUCGCUGAUGAAACACCGGCUGUCCAAGCUGUCCUUAAGGCCGACACAAAGCGCCUGAAGUUGUUGGAACAGGAAAAGAAGCUGCAAGCUCGCCUGGAGAAGGGAGAUGACAGCGCAGGGGAGAGGCUGGAGAAGGUCUACGAGGAAUUACGAGCCACAGGAGCUGCCUCAGCAGAAGCUAAAGCCCGCAGGAUUCUGGCCGGUCUGAGUUUCACUCCGGAGAUGCAGGAUCGAGAGACGCGGAGGUUCAGCGGAGGCUGGAGGAUGAGAGUGUCACUGGCCAGGGCUCUCUUCAUGGAACCGACCCUCCUUAUGUUGGAUGAACCAACCAAUCACUUGGACCUCAACGCUGUCAUCUGGCUUAACAAUUACCUGCAGGGCUGGAAGAAAACUCUCCUCGUUGUCUCCCACGACCAGGGCUUCCUGGAUGACGUGUGUACGGACAUAAUGCAUCUCGAUCAGCAGAAACUCUAUUAUUACCGAGGCAACUACAUGGCAUUUAAGAAGAUGUACCUGCAGAAACAGAAGGAGAUGCUGAAACAGUAUGAGAAGCAGGAAAAGAAACUGAAGGAUCUGAAGGCAGGAGGGAAAUCUAACAAGCAGGCGGUGAAACAGACGAAGGAUGCUUUGACUCGGAAGCAGCAGAAAUGUCAGAAGAAGAAUACUGAUGAUGAUGCCCAUGAUCCAGCUGAGCUACUGAAGAGACCGAAAGAGUACACCGUGAAAUUCACCUUCCCCAACCCUCCAUCGCUGAGCCCUCCUAUCCUGGGCCUGCAUGGUGUUGAUUUUGCCUAUUCAGGACAGAAGCCUUUGUUUAAAAAUCUGGAAUUUGGCAUAGACAUGGAUUCUCGAAUCUGUAUUGUUGGCCCAAAUGGUGUGGGAAAAAGUACUUUGCUGUUACUUCUAACUGGAAGACUCCCGCCUACAAAGGGGGAAAUGAGGAAGAACCAUAGAUUGAAAAUUGGGUUCUUUAAUCAGCAAUAUGCAGACCAGCUGACCAUGGAGGAGACCGCGACUGAAUAUCUUCAGCGUAACUUCAAUCUGCCUUACCAGGAUGCCCGGAAAUGCCUGGGAAGGUUCGGUUUGGAGAGCCAUGCUCAUACCAUCCAGAUCUGCAAGUUGUCAGGAGGGCAGAAAGCCCGAGUAGUGUUUGCGGAGUUGUGUUGCCGGGAGCCAGAUGUCCUUAUUUUGGAUGAACCCACAAAUAACUUGGACAUUGAAUCCAUUGACGCUUUGGCUGAAGCCGUGAAUGAAUAUAAAGGAGCGGUAAUCACAGUCAGCCACGAUGCCCGUCUCAUUACAGAGACGAACUGCCAGCUGUGGGUAGUGGAAGAAAAAACUGUGAACCAGAUAGAAGGCGACUUUGAUGACUACAAGCGGGAGGUCCUGGAGAGCUUGGGUGAGGUGGUCAUCAACAAGGUGGUUAAAGAAAAGGACAAGGACAAGGAGUGACAUGGACUGAUGGUGAAUAGAGUGCCGCAAGUCGGGGAGUGAAGGACCCCCCCCCCCCCCCUACAAUGGACUCACCUGGACCUAAGAAAAUUAUGAGGAAAUCUGUUUUUAUUCCAUCCUGCUGCCUUGUUAUUGAGGAAAAUGCAAAUAAAUAUUUAUAUAUUGGCUGAAAA
This is a messenger RNA of Rana temporaria (common frog), 3174 nucleotides long. It is a transcript of the gene ABCF1, whose product is annotated as ATP binding cassette subfamily F member 1. The transcript is spliced from 29 exons. Gene Ontology annotation, molecular function: ATP binding; ATP hydrolysis activity. The coding region runs from base 146 to 3001 and encodes 951 amino acids. NCBI's taxonomy places the organism in Eukaryota, Metazoa, Chordata, Amphibia, Anura, Ranidae. The record is from RefSeq and is a predicted model, not a curated record.